CCAAUCCGUUUGGGCCCCUGAUCACGCGGCACUCUGCGGAAGUGACGCGUCGCACUCCAAAGAGUUCAGCAUCUGGGAGCAAAACAGCAGCCAGCUUCAUUUGAGUUGCCAUCGGGUGUCGAAAGAAUCCUCAUUCGCACACGCCAAUAACAUCUACCAGAUUUGGUGGCCAUAAUGAAUCCAGUGUACAGCCCUGCACCAACAGGGGUCCCCUUCACCAAUUCCAAGGGUCUAGGCUAUCCAGCUGGCUUCCCUGUUGGCUACGCAACAGCCGCCCCGGCAUACACUCCUAAUGUCUACCAAGGAGCAAAUCCAGCCUUCUCAAGUGGUUACGCCCCCGGGGCUCCAUUCAAAAUGUCCUGUUCCCCAAACACCGGGACCGUCCCGCCGUACUCAUCCUCCCCUAACCCCUACCAAGCUGCUGUAUACCCAGUAAGGAGCACCUACCCCCAACAUAACCCUUAUGCACAGGCGCUGAUACCGUCACAACAGCAAGGUACUUACUUCACGCAGCCGCUGUACGCGGCGCCGCCUCACGUGAUCCAUCACACAACAGUUGUCCAGCCCAACGGGAUGCCCGCGGCCAUGUAUGCCCCGUCCAUCCCUCCUCCCCGCAACAAUGGCGUUGCCAUGGGGAUGGUAGCCGGUACCACUAUGGCCAUGUCAGCUGGAACUCUGCUGUCAACUCCCUCACCAGCGCCCGCCGCUCUCGCCCCGCACCCCGUCACUGUGCCCACAUAUCGCCCCGCUGGCACGCACAGCUACAGCUACGUGCCCCCGCAGUGGUGAAGUCCAACCAGAGUGAGGUGUAUGAUAUGCAUUCACACUCCACUCCAGUGUUUUUUUUUUUUUUUUUUAUUAUUUUUGCUAGCGGCGGUGGAGCGACUCUGCCGGCAUCUGCAACCAGUUUGUCUUCUUCCAGUAUAAUGUGAAUCUGAAUCCAUGUAGGUCCAUUAGGAUAGGGAGAGGGAUGGAGGCCGUCUAUCCUCGCGUCUUAAUGGAAUUAGGCUUCAUUCCACGCCGCACCCCUACAAGCCUGCUGCAUAUCUCGCAUCCAACCGGCCCAAACUUCCAUGCAAAUGUUCAUGCGGGCUGUCAUGCAGAAUCUUACAGUUUUAACUAGCUUGUGGUCAAAUUGGAGUAUGGAGUAGUUUGUCCCCCACCCGCCUAUUUCGGAGACGCGUCCGACGUCGAGUGCAUGUUCUCUAUGUUGAUAUGUCAAGUAACGCUAGCGCAAUCGAUCUGCCGUGACAGAUGCAAACUCCUUGAAAAGGAACACAUCCAAAGGACGGUAAAAAGUAAUAAAUCUCCAACGCUGACUUGCCAGUCACCCCAUCUUAAAUGUGAAACAAGAAGAGAAGUGUUCUUGCAAAAAAAAUAAAAUAAAUAAUAAUAACUGCUAAGCUGCACCGUUAUGUGCAGGACCACCUGUUCUGUUUUCACAGCUUUGUGUUCGAUGAAGGUGACCUCGUUCCUUUGAUCUUCUUUCUUUCAGUGAUGCAAUAUGUGCAUUGUGUUUUACGGUGAGCGCAUUCCGGGGAACGCGUGGGACUUUGAGGCUCGCGCCGAGUGCCGUUCCAACUCGGGCCGAGGCGGUUUUGGUGAUGUUAGCGGGAGGAGAAUUGAUCUGUUUUAGCCACGCCGCCCAUUAAUACAUUGGAUGCACAGGAACUAUGUUGUGUGUGUGUGUGUCUGAAAUCGGAGACUAUAAGAAAUUGUCAUCCACGUCAUUCUCUCAAUUUUGUUCUUAAAGUUCUUAAACGCUACACCACUGCUAACUACUAAAGUGAAAGUAAUAAGCGUUAUUAUUAAAUUCCAUUUGUGAAUAGCACUACUGAUGGAGAGCACUAAGUAAUUCCAAGCCGUUUUUGACAUUACUGUACUUGCAGUGUCAGCAUCGGGCUGACUCGUCAAAAUUAAUGUCUCAUACUGGCUUUACUUAAGAUGUCACCUCAGUCACUUGUGUUCGAGUAAUCUGUUUUGUACAUGUUAUUUUGGUUCUUGUUUUGUAUUCUAAAGAAAAAAUUAAAAAAGGAAUAUGAGAAUAAACUUGCUUUUUUUUUUUUUCAUAA
Molecule: messenger RNA, 2072 nt
Organism: Syngnathoides biaculeatus (alligator pipefish)
Lineage: Eukaryota; Metazoa; Chordata; Actinopteri; Syngnathiformes; Syngnathidae
Gene: fam168b
Product: family with sequence similarity 168 member B
Exons: 7
Coding region: 175-789 (204 amino acids)
Source: RefSeq, a predicted model, not a curated record